UCAGGAUAAUUUUUGUUCCCAAAAAUGAAGAUGCUUUUAAGCCUUAGUGUGAUUUUGGAUAUUUUUGGCACAUUAGUGAUAUCAGAAAGUAGUACUGAUACUACACUCAAAGUAGACAAGACAUCUGUGGUGAAAGGAAAACAAGAAACUCUGCCUCCUUGCCAAGCUUGCCGUUUACUAGCAAAUUCAUUUAAGAAGGGUUUAGAAGAAACUGCAAGAGGAAAGUUUGAAGGUGGUGAUGCCUCAUGGGAAGAAAGUCGAUUAAAAGCAUAUUCUGAUAGUGAAAUUAGACUUGUUGAGAUACAAGAAAAAUUAUGCUCUCAUGAAGCAAAGGCAGCAGAACAAUGUCAUCGCUUAGCUGAAGAGCAUGAAUCUCUUAUUGAAGAGUGGUGGUUCAAAGAAAGGAGCUCUUUUCCAGAUAUCUUUUAUUUCCUAUGCAUUGAUAAACUUCAAGUGUGCUGUCCUGAAAAUCAUUAUGGACCAGACUGUAAACCAUGUAGUGGUGGCUUGAUUAAUUCAUGUAGUGGGCAUGGUCAUUGUAAGGGUGCUGGAACUAGAAAAGGUUCAGGACAGUGUCGUUGCGACAUUGGAUAUACUGGAGAAUUUUGCGAUCAGUGCAAAGUUGGAUAUUAUAAUGAUACUUCUAGUGGUACUUCUUGGCAGUGUUCAAAGUGUGAUAAAUCAUGUAAAGGCCAUUGUCGGAAAGCUGGACCAAAAGGAUGUGAAGUUUGCGUUGAUGGCUACCAGUAUUCUGUUGAUCUUGGUUGUAUUGAUCUGAACGAAUGUAUCGAUCUAAGCUUAUCUGCAUGCAAGCAUGGCACAUUUUGUGUGAACACCAUUGGCUCAUAUCGCUGUGUUGAAUGUGAUAAAUCCUGCAAUGGCUGUACUGGUGAUGGCCCUGAUAUGUGCGAAGCAUGUGCAGAAGGAUAUGUAUACCAAGAGCCCCUUUGCAUUGAAAACAAAGCAUGGCAACGAUCUGUGCAUAUAGAAAUAGCAAGAUAUGCAACAUAUUUAGGACUGUGCAUUGCUACUUGCAUUAUAUUUCGUCGUAGUAUGUUUUUGGCAAGUAUCAUUGGCGUAUUUGUAGCAGUAUACAUUGGACUUUCAGAAUAUACUGUUGGCGAGUGGGAUAAGCGCUCUCUUAUAAAAUCUAUUAAAUCAUUAGCAUUUUUAUGACUGAAAGCUUUCAUUAUAAUUAGUGUGUGGAAUUAUUCUCAAUUAUUAUACUGUAUGUUUUUUCAUGUACAAUUUUGUUUAUAUGACUCUGUGCAUUUAAUUGUAUUGUUAUUUAAUAAGACUUAUAUCAGGUCUAAACUAAAAAUUUUGCUUUUUUAAAUUUAGCA
This is a messenger RNA of Stegodyphus dumicola, 1343 nucleotides long. Its product is annotated as cysteine-rich with EGF-like domain protein 2. The record is from RefSeq and is a predicted model, not a curated record. Gene Ontology annotation, molecular function: calcium ion binding. NCBI's taxonomy places the organism in Eukaryota, Metazoa, Arthropoda, Arachnida, Araneae, Eresidae.